AUGGCUGAGGCAGUACCCCUACCAGAUGCGUCUGCCCCCACAGUAGGCCGAGCCAUUUUCAACGGGUGGAUCUGCCGCUGGGGAGUCCCGGACCAACUCCACUCACACCGAGACUCGUCGCCCGAGAGCAGCGUCGUACACGAGUUGUGUAAGGCUCUGAAAAUUAAGAAAACGCGCACUACCGCGUACCACCCACAAGGCAACGGCCAGGUGGAAAGGACAAAUCGGACGUUGAUCAAUCUGUUGCGAGCACUUGUCGACCGGAACUCAGCACCCACAUGGGAUGAAGCCUUGCCAGCGUGCAUGUUGGCUUACCGAUCCACGGUAAAUGCCAUUACGCAACACAUGCCGUUCUUCCUAACGUGCGGGAGGGAGAAACAACUCCCUGAGGAUCUCCACAUACCCCCUACACAUCCGGUUGAGAACUUCGACACGUACGCCUCGAGGAUGCGGAAAACUCUGCGCAUAGCAUCGGAGGAAGCGCGACUGCACCUCCAGGAAGAUCAGCGCCGUAGGAAGGCAUUCUAUGAUCGCCUAGCACACGGGACCCCCUAUCAAGAGGAAGAUGUCGUGUGGAUGCGGAAUUUCGCCCCGUCGCCGAGUGUACCUCAGAAAUUUAAUCCAGCAUGGAUAGGCCCGCGUGCGGUCAGAAUGGUCCUCUCCGACACGAUUUGCGUCGAUCUCAGCCAGGACAGAACGUACUCGAAAGAAUUUACGGUUCACUUCAAUCGCUUAAAGCCAGGUCCAUCGAUAGAGGAGGACACAGACCGUGCCGACUCGGGGGCCAGUCCGUCCCACGAAUACAACGACCAACUAGUCGAACAGUAUUUAGAGGUCCCCCCAGAAGGCAGUUGCGCUUCGGCUGAGGUAUUCAGAGAUGGACACUCGAUAGCGAAGACUGUCGAAGUGCCCUCAGAUGGUGGACCCGCCAUCGCACUAGAUGAUUCUGCUGAGGACAGCAGACCCUGUUUGCAAGGGGGAGCAAUGUAG
Spirometra erinaceieuropaei is the source of this 990-nucleotide messenger RNA. NCBI's taxonomy places the organism in Eukaryota, Metazoa, Platyhelminthes, Cestoda, Diphyllobothriidea, Diphyllobothriidae. The record is from the annotation of a GenBank genome assembly.